GCGCCAACACAUUGCCUGAUAGUAAAUCCUAGUGGCGGGCUGUCAUGACUCACGACUAAUGACCCCAACAGCACGCAGGUUGAAUAGAUGCUCACUGACCACCUGUUCAGAACCGACCUAAAUCGCGCUCGCACGUAAGUCAAAGUGCAACCUCCGCCGCAGAAUCCGGCGGGUUCGCGCGCAGACGAGAAUGCGCGUGGUGUCGUGACUUCUGAGGCGAGUUAAAAGUCAGCUCGAGAAUGCGCGUGGUGUCGUGGAACAUCAACGGGCUGCCCACCACGUUCAAGGAGGCCACUAGCAAGUACGGCUCCGUCGGAAACUUCUUCUCAAACAUCCUCCGCGCCGACGUGCUCUGCCUGCAGGAGGCGAAGGUGGCGGAGGAGCGGUUGGAGCGCGCAUGGGCGCUGGUGGACGGCUAUGACUCGUACUGGGCGUUCAGCCGCGACAAGAAGGGGUACAGCGGGUGUGUGACCUUUGUGCGCGACUCCCUCACCCCUCUCGACGCCGUCGCUGAUGCCAUCGGGCCCAACGGCCGUGCAUGGGAGGGGGCCAUGGGCACAGAGACAGAGCAGGGGACGGAGCACGGGCGGUUUGUGCUGCUGAACGUGUACGUGCCGAACGCCGGCGAGAGGAAGCACGGGCGGCCCCGGCUGCGGCGCAAGAUGGCGUUCCUGCGAGCGCUGCGCAGAGAAUGCGAUGCCAUACGGGCGAGUGGACAGCAUGUGGUGGUUGUAGGCGACCUGAACAUCUCCCAUCGCGACAUAGACGUUUUCCACCAGUGGCGCGUCAACCACAUCUACUGCGCUGCGGAGCUGCAGUGGCUGGACUCUCUCUUCGCGCUGCCUGGCUCGCCCUACCGGGACCUCUUCCGCUACUUACACCCCACCACUGCCGGCGCCUUCACCGUGUGGGACCAGCGCACCGACGCACGCAGCAGAAACGAGGGGCAGCGCAUAGACUAUGCGGUGUGUGAUGCUGCCUUCCUCCCGCACGUCCUCUCGUGUGACAUCAUAAAGGUUUCCCCCAAGCAGUGGAGCGACCACGCUGCAAUCGACCUUGUGCUUGUGGACUCCUCCCCGCUGCCCCCCCACCCCCGCCCGUCGCUCUCUGCCCGCAACAUGAGCAAGUUCCAGGAAGACUCGUCGCAGAGAAAGCUGACAGCGAUGUUUGGCGCGAGGAGGGUGAAGGGGCGGGGUGAAAGGGAGGGACGAGAGGGGAAGGGGGAGGAGGAGGAGGGGAAUAAAGGGAGGGGGGAAAGGGAGGACGGGGAGAGGAGGGACAGAAAGGAGGGGGGAAAGGUAGUGAAGGAUGCAGGGCGCAUCAGCAGGAGGGGGGAUGAUAUGGGGAAGGGCAGGGAUGAGGCGUGUGCAAGGGCUGGUGGUGAAAGGCUGGAGGAGAGGGUGUUUGGGGAGCAGGGUGCAGGCAGGUUGGGGGAGAGGGGCAGUGAGGGCUCAGAGGGAGAAGGUGCCGCAUCAGUUGGAAUGGCAAGGCGGGCAGUUGAGGCUUCAGUGGCGGCUGCACGGGUGGCGGUGGGGGGAAUUGGAGAGAGUGGGGUACAGGGGGGAGGUGAGAGGGGGAUGGAGGAUGGUUCUGAGAAGGAAAGGGCAGGGGGCGGUGAGAGCACGGGGGGAGCAGACGAGGGAGGGUCUGGAGACGUGGGAGAAGGGAGAGGUGGUGAUGGUGAUGGUGAUGGUUGUAGCGAUAGUGGUAAGGGGGAUGGUGGUGGUAUGCAGCAUGGGGCGGUCGUGGAUCAGAGCAGUACAAAGCAGCAGGCAGGACAAGAGAAGGGUCGGGAAGACCAUGAAGGAGAGAGUGGAGAGGAGGGGCAAGGUGCUGGGGGCAAGGCAGGUGACGAUGGUUCAAGUGCACGUGCUGCGACUCAUUCCCAAAUCAUCACAUCAGCUACAGUGGCAGCAGCUGCUGAAACUACACCAGUAGCGGUACUGACAGCAGCAGCUGCAGCAACGGGACCACCAGCAGCAGCUGGAAAUGGGAGAAAGAGGUCUUCAAGCAGUGUAGCAGUAGCACAGGGUAGGGAUGAUGUAGCAAAGAGGGGGGGAAGAGGAGGAAGAAAAGCUGCCACAAGUGCUGCUGCUGGUGGUAGAAGUGGUGGACAGCGUUUGAUCACACAAUUCGUCAAACGAUGGUAGCUAGCGAGCAAGUGAUGUGCGUCUCCCUUGCGUUAUCUGCAGUCCAUAGCCUUGUGCCAUGUUCAAAUUGCUGCACAUAACAAUUCUUGGUUUCUUGAGUAAGUUGUGCUAGAUGCGUUGGCUUGAGAGAGCCCAGGGUGUUGUCUUCUUCAUAGCCCUGCGAAAUCAGGGU
Molecule: messenger RNA, 2322 nt
Organism: Closterium sp. NIES-67
Lineage: Eukaryota; Viridiplantae; Streptophyta; Zygnematophyceae; Desmidiales; Closteriaceae
Source: the annotation of a GenBank genome assembly